Orbicella faveolata is the source of this 1328-nucleotide messenger RNA. RefSeq lists its product as uncharacterized. The record is from RefSeq and is a predicted model, not a curated record. NCBI's taxonomy places the organism in Eukaryota, Metazoa, Cnidaria, Anthozoa, Scleractinia, Merulinidae.
ACCUAGAUCAGGACAAAUGUUUGCUCAUCUGAAAGCUUUUUAUCGUUCUUUUGUGCAGUUUUGUUUUUUUAUAUGUCAAUAUUUCACAAAAAAGCUUAAAUGGAACCAAGGAGACAUUUCAGGCAAAUGACAUGACGAGUUGGUUGCCCUCUAAUUUAUUGGCGCCAAAUUUUCAUUCAGGUCGAUUUCGUCGCGUGCAGAAAUGCCUUCCAACGUGGAAAUCAAAGCAAUAGUCAAAGAUUUUGAAGCAUUCAAGAACAAGGCAAGAGAAAUCAGUGCUUCCGAAGGUGAGGUCAUUGAACAGAAAGACAUAUUUUUCAAUGUACCCCAUGGAAGGCUCAAGCUACGGUUUCUUCAAAAUAAGCCUUCUCAGCUCAUUGCCUAUGAAAGAGAUGACAAAGCAGGUCCAAAGAUGUCGGAAUACCAUGUUGCUACAACAGAUAAACCUGAUGAACUGACAAACGUUCUUAUGCGUGCACUGGGUGAAAAAGGUAUAGUUAAGAAAAAGCGUCUCCUAUAUCUUGUGGGACAGACCAGAGUGCACUGUGAUGAGGUAGAGGGUUUAGGAUGCUUCAUGGAAUUAGAGGUUGUAAUGAAAGAAAACCAAAGUGCAGAAGAAGGAGAACAAAUUGCAAGAGACUUAAUGUCAAAGCUAGGAGUUGAAGAGGCAGAUCUCAUUAAGGGAGCAUAUAUAGACUUACUUUGCUCACGAAAUGAAUUAAACAUUCAGACAAAGUGACAUACACUGGCUGUGGUAGGUAGAAUAGCAGAUAUUGUACGAUAGUGUCAUUUGAAUACAACUACCAGAAUCCCUUUUGUUUUUUCUUUUGUUAUUGAAAUUUUGAAGUCCAAGGCGGUGGGGUUUAAAUAACGAUGGCCCUAAUUAGCAUAAGAAACAUUACUUAAAAGUGAAGGAUUCUGGCAGUUGUAGUCAUAUGAAGCCAUCAGGCAAAUUUCUUAUUCUGUAUUCACUAUUAGGGUAGGUCAAUAUCUUUUAGAAAAGAAGUGUAUUUUCACUGAAAAAAAAAAAAUUAAAAAGUUAUUUUUUGUAUUUUUGGUAGGAAUAUAAAAUAAGAGGACAUUCAUAUUUUCAAGGAAACUGUCUGUACAUGUAGAUUAGACUGUUUACCAAUAUGGUUCUAAUAAAUUAAUAUUGUAUUACAUUGUUAGUAACAAUACAUAAGUAUUUGUGGAGUGUUCAAUCCUGACAUAGUUGAACCUUGCUAUCUUGAACUUAGUUAUCUCAAAUUAAACUCUGCACUGCCUCAAACUGGAUUUGCCUGCUUUCCUUCCUUCCUUCCAUCCAUCCAUCUGUCUGUCCGUCUGUC